This is a messenger RNA of Cuscuta campestris, 1172 nucleotides long. The record is from the annotation of a GenBank genome assembly. Lineage: Eukaryota; Viridiplantae; Streptophyta; Magnoliopsida; Solanales; Convolvulaceae.
GCAGAGUGUUGGGCGGUUAAGAAGACUCAUGUGCGUCGUCUGCAUGCGGCGGAGAUGCGAAUGUUACGAUGGAUGUGUGGGAAACAAGGUUGGAUAGGAUUUCGAACGAAGUUAUCCGACGUCAGUUGGGCAUGGAGCCGGUGAAAGAUAAGCUGCGGGAACCGAGGUUGAGAUGGUUUGGUCAUGUGAGGCGGCAGAAUGCUGAUGCCCUGUACGAAAUGACUUUCAUUCCAUUGUACUUGGUUGACAUGCUUCAAGAGGACAAUGAAAGUUUGCUUGAAAAGAUUCGACUUGCAGAGGAACACUCUGAGGAAGCAGAAGCUCGGGUUAGGCUUCUAGAGAAGCAGGAAUUAGCACGGGCGAUCAACCCGGCAAUCUGGGCUUGUUGCUUAGCUGACUCUUUCUCUAGUAUCUCGAUCUGGGCCUGUUGGUCGGUUGAUUGCUUCUCUAUUUUUCCAAUCUUCUCCUUGAGUGAAGUUAUUUACCCGCGAAAGACUUGCUUGUGUUUCAUAUGGCGGCGCUUGGCUUCCAAAUCCGUGACACUCUCCCGAGACAACUACCUCUUGCCCAGUCGCCUGGCUCUCCCCUGUAGGAGGAUAUCCAUGGGGGAAGGGCCUGGAGUAAUCUCUGCCGAAGAAGUAGAAGAGACCACUUCCGGCGCUGGGGAGAUCAUCGGAAUGAGAGAAUCAAUAAGAGUGGCUUCUGGGCCUGAACUACUUAAAGGGCCAGAAGUCCCAUCCUCUCCUCGCACCCCAUGGGCCAGCGGUUCCAGCAGGGAACCCCUCGUUUCAAUGCGCGAGGAGGAAGUUAGCUUACCUCUGACAAGUGCGAAGGAUGUAGGAAGCAAGGUAUUUGUGGGCAUUGGCUGUGAAUUGCCUAGGACGUAUCUCCCAAGUCGUGCAUACCUCGCGGAUGAAGGAGUGCAAUGGGAGCCUGAAACCAGGGAGGACUGAGUCAUAAUGCAUAACCAGGAAGCGCUCCGGGUCAGAAUUAUAAGCAAGAUUGAUCCCACGGCGUCCGGAUGAUGGACUCUAAACAUAUCUCCUAGGAGGUCAUGCAUGAGGACAAGCUCCGAAUCCUGAAUCGUGGAGGAUUCAAGCCACCAUUGCUCAAUGUUAGAGGAUUGGGAAGUCAUGCUGCAGAAAUUUGGGAAAGAAAGCUGUGGAUAGUGG